Rhododendron vialii is the source of this 1803-nucleotide messenger RNA. RefSeq names its product homogentisate geranylgeranyltransferase-like. The coding region runs from base 377 to 1573 and encodes 398 amino acids. The record is from RefSeq and is a predicted model, not a curated record. The transcript has 12 exons. Gene Ontology annotation, cellular component: membrane. NCBI's taxonomy places the organism in Eukaryota, Viridiplantae, Streptophyta, Magnoliopsida, Ericales, Ericaceae. Gene Ontology annotation, molecular function: prenyltransferase activity.
GACCCGUAAAAUUCGUAAUUUUUUCGGGGCCUAAAGCGGCCAUACCUCGAGCUUCAACCUAGGGCCCGUAAGAAAAACCAGUCCCAAACCUGACCCAUUGCUACUGCUACAUUCAAAUGAGCGGUUGUCGUAGAAGAUAUGUGCGCAUGCAAUUGAAUUUGAAACUGCAAGCAGAGAAUCCGCUGAUAGAUAAGUACAAAAACAUGGAUUAUUAGCCAAGUGUGAGAAUUCAUUGGCAAGUGCCAAUUUGAACACCAAAGCAAUGCCUACCUGCCGCCAUGCAUGUACGUAUUCACAAACAUCUUAAUUGCGUUUCUGUGUGUGUGUGUGUGUAAGAGAGAGAGAGAGAGAGAGAGAGAGAGAGAGAGAGAGAGAGAUGCUUCAACCAUGUUCAUUCGUCCUCCCUCUGAAAUCCUGUGUCCAAGAUAAAGCAGGUUCUGUUACACAAAUUCAACUCCCAGUGAGGCAGAUACAAAACAUUACAUAUAGCCACAGCUUGAAGAAGCGUUUCAGAUGCCGUUGCUUCAGAUUUUUAACUCAUUUACAUGUAAAUGUCACGAGUAGUGAGAUUAAAGCAAGCAGAAAGUCGUUGGAAAGCUUCAUCUCAGGAGAUGAGUAUCCAUCAACAACACCGAAGGACGAUCAUCCGGGAUCAAAUCAAAGUGAUAUAUGCAAGAACUUGAACGCCUUCUACCAAUUUUCUCGUCCACACACUGUUAUUGGCACUCUUAUAGGAAUAACAUCUGUCUCUCUUCUACCUUUGGAAUCAACUGCUGAUAUUUCCGUCCAAUUUUUUGUGGGACUACUGAAGGCAUUAGUGCCGUCAGUCCUAAUGAACAUCUAUGUGGUCGGACUUAAUCAGCUGUUUGAUGUUGAUAUAGACAAGGUGAAUAAACCUCAUCUUCCACUAGCUUCUGGAGAAUUUUCAAUGGAGUUAGGAUGGGCAAUUGUGUCCACAUUUCUUCUAAUGAGUUUCACUUUGGGAAUCAUGUUUCAGUCGCCGCCAUUACUCUGUGCCCUUAUUGUAAGUUUUCUACUGGGAAGUGCAUAUUCUAUUGAGCUCCCCUUUCUCAGAUGGAAAAGAAACGCAUUUCUCGCUGCAACAUGCAUCUUGAUUGUGAGGGCAGUCGUCGUUCAACUGGCCUUUUUCAUUCACAUCCAGAAAUAUGUGCUCGGUAGACCGAUAAUGCUUACAAAAUCAUUCGCGUUUGCAGUUGCUUUCAUGUGCUUGUUCUCGACUAUUAUUGCACUAUUCAAGGACAUACCAGACGUGGAUGGCGAUAGAGACUAUGGAAUUCAAUCAUUCAGUGUCAGACUAGGGCAAGAAAAAGUAUUUUGGCUUUGCAUUAGCUUGCUAUUGAUAGGAUAUGGAUCUGCAAUGGCGAUUGGAGCUUCUUCUUCCUUCUUAGCCACCAAGCUUAUCACUGUACUAGGCCACUGUGCACUAGCUUCAUCUCUUUGGCUCCGAGCUCGAUCUGUUGAUCUUGACAGCAAAGAAUCGAUAACUUCACUUUACAUGUUCAUAUGGAAGCUAUUCUACGCCGAAUACCUUCUUAUUCCUUUCAUCCGUUGAGAGAGUCUGUUUCUUCGGACGCCUAAAGCUGACCCCCGAUGCUCGAUGUUUAGGGCUGAUUUGUGUCAAUUUGUUUGAUGUUGAUCGCAACUCGUACCGCAGUUUUGUUGGACACUGAUGUUGUAAUACAAAACCAUCUUUUUUUGGCUUCAGUUUCUAAGGCAGGAUAGGAUGGCUUCAGAGUGCUAGGCCAAGAGUAUUAUGUGCUUUGUUUACCAGAAUUAGUUGAU